Colius striatus (speckled mousebird) is the source of this 10684-nucleotide messenger RNA. It is a transcript of the gene N4BP2, whose product is annotated as NEDD4 binding protein 2. The coding region runs from base 635 to 5968 and encodes 1777 amino acids. Gene Ontology annotation, molecular function: ubiquitin binding. The record is from RefSeq and is a predicted model, not a curated record. The transcript is spliced from 19 exons. Lineage: Eukaryota; Metazoa; Chordata; Aves; Coliiformes; Coliidae.
GGGCGGCGCCGGGGGCCCCGGGCGGCCAGGGGGAGGGGGCCGGUGCGGCGCGGAGCGUCCUCCCGGGCUGUUCUUCCCCGGCUGGACGGAGAGCGGCACUGUGGCCCCGCGGCGCGAGCUCCGCCAGAGCUUCUCCCUCUCCUCGGCCGCCGUCGGGCAGCUUCUCCUAGUCCUUGCGUCCGCCGUUGGCGGAAAGGAGCGAGACGAGCGGCGGGAGGUUUUCUUUGCCUAAUUCCCUACAUGAUGGAAUGAAUAUUUUCUUGACCAGCAUGGAUAUAUUGACCUUUCCAAGAUGGUUAAGAGCUGUGGUGAAGAACCAAGUGAAACGACAAGAGGGAGAUCCACUUCUGCUGACAUCUGCUUUGUGUGUUUGCAAGUAUGGUUUCCUGACAGAAGAGUGCAUCAUAUUUUUUUAACAGCAGAUCUUUAUUAAGUGUGCUGUCAGUUGUGGUUUUGGAAAGAUGAGAAGAGACCCACUGCGGGGCAACUCAGUGAGGCUGAAAAUGUCUGCUAUUUCUCUUAUGUGUAUCCCAGUUACAAGAAGCCUUUUAUGAUUUCUGAGUUUGGUGCUGUCAGCCUCCUGUGAACAAACUAAAAAACAAAACAAAAAGCAAGCUGAGUUUUAGAAAACAAAAUGCCACGGAGAAGGAAAACCGGUGGGAGUCCUUCUCAGAAGAAUGGCAGUUCUGACAGAACUGCUGUUGCUGUACCCCAAGGGGACCCAAGCCAUUCGAUGUCGCAAGCAGUGUGUAGCAUCAAUAAGGAAGAGCUCUUCAAUAGCAUAUCUGAAAUGUUUUCUGACCUUGAUCCUAGUGUGGUUUAUAUGGUUCUGUCCGAAUGUGAUUUUAAAGUAGAAAACGCAAUGGAUUAUCUGCUAGAGCUGUCCACCCAUGCCAAAGGAGUAGCAUCUUCAAAAAUCUUGGGUUUUGAUUCAGCAGUGUCAUCACUAGCUCUUGUUAAUCAGCAAAGAACUCUUGCAAAUGAAAGAAUGAGGGAAAGUACUGCAGAACAAAGUAAUUCUGAAGAAGAAAAAGAAAACGUCUUAUCACCUGAUGUGCAGCUGACUGAGGAACUGGAUUCCUUAAUAGAAAAUACCUUUCAGAGCUACAGCUUGAGUGAUGAAUUGCCUGAUUCUGCAAAUGACCAAAUAGUACCUAAACACUCUGUGGAACAUGAUGACUGUACUGAGUGGGAAAAAUCUGAUUCGGGUUGCAAUGUCCUACUUUUUGCACAGCAAACAGGGAAAAAUAAUGAGUUUUUAGAGAACUUACACUGUUCUCAGCUGCCAGUGAGUCAGCUGAGUGUCCAGACAAGCUUACCACCUGCAUCAGACACUUUUGCAGAGAUACUGGAAGAUUCUGAUUUGUCAGAAAUACAUGUUCAUCGUAAAGUAGUUUCAGACAUCUGUAAACAAUUGAAUGGAGAAAUAUCAUGUGGAACUCCUAUUCAGACGCAAGAUACUCUUUCGGAUCAAAAAAGUUUGACUGCUGGUUCUAGUGAGUCUUCCCAAAGACCUCUGGAACUAGGAGCAGCUGUCACUGAAAAUCCUAAUUCAAGGUUCCCAGAAGAACACAAAGAGGUAGUGACUGCCUUUAACAGCCACCAGAACACUUCACUUCCAGAAGUAUACGUCUCUCUUGAAACAUCCAGUUUCAAACCACCAAAACCUGCAGAUUUCCAGCAAACUCAUCAGGUUUAUAACUUAAGUUUUUCUGCCCCACAUCAACCUCAACAGCACUGGAAUCUAAUGGCUCCUGUGUUUUAUCCAUCCAGUGGAAGUCACAGCUUUCUAACAUCUCUGGCUGUUGGUCCAGGGCAGUGGACACCUGUUUCAGACUCUAAUACUUUGCAAAAAGGACUUUCUUUUUCCUCUGCAGUGAUUUCAAAUGCCUGGGAAAGCAACCCAUCUCUGAAGGUAUGGGGAAAUCAAGAUAGAAGCUCAAACUUAAACCUCUCGCAAGCACAGCAGCCACCUGUUUGUCACAUGAAAAAAAAGAUGCACCUUAUAGGUCGAGUACUUGUUCUUCUCAGAGGUGUUCCAGGAUCAGGAAAAUCAUAUUUGGCAAGGACUUUGCUUGAAGAUAACCCAGGUGGAAUCAUUCUUAGUACUGAUGAUUACUUUUAUAAACAAGGACAAUACCAUUAUGAUCCUGAUUGCUUAGAGGAAGCACAUGACUGGAACAGGAAACGAGCCAAAGAAGCAUUUGAAACGAGAAUCUCUCCUAUAAUAAUAGACAACACAAACAUACAAGCAUGGGAGAUGAAGCCUUAUGUUGCUUUGGCUCAGCAGUUCAAAUACAAAGUCAUGUUCCGAGAACCAGACACUUGGUGGAAGUUUAAACCAAAAGAACUUGAAAGGCGAAACAUCCAUGGAGUAUCAAAAGAAAAGAUCAAAAGAAUGUUGGAACGAUAUGAACGCUGCCUUACUGUUAGUUCAAUAUUGGGUUCUUCAGACCCCAAUAAAUCAAAAGCAGCUGGCUACAGUGAAGGUCCUUGUCAGGAGGAAAACCAUAGAAAAGGAGAGGCACAUUCUAAAGUAACAGAAGAAAAACCUUUUGCUUCUGAUGUAGAGCCUCUUGAAUUAGCUGAAGAUGAAAAAAUCUUUCCUAGUACUUCUCUAACAUUAGAAAGUAACUGUGGUCCUGAACACUUUCAGAAAGAGGAAAAAGAAAUGGAAAAUAACUCAGUGGAACACAAUUCCGAGAACAGCGCUGUUCAAGAUAACUUAGAUGUGUAUUUAUCAGAUCAUGCAGAAAAAGAACUGCCUUUGGAGAAGAAAAAAGAGGAGGAAGAAAAGAUAGAAAAAAGUACUGAAACAGAAAUGGAUGAGGUUGAUGUAACCACAACUGAGGAAACUAUGUGCUUGCAUACUGGAGAAGUUGAGGAGCACAAUGAUAACAACAUUCUCAAAGUUCAAAUGGAAGUUGAACAAUCUGGUGAAAUACGUAUGGAACCAAAAUCAACACCAAGUGAUAACGUAGUGGAACUGAGCAGUUCAGCUUUAGACACAUCCAGUAAACCUGAGCUACUGAACUUUCUAGGUGACUGGCCUGUAGAACAAACAAUGGGGCAGAGAGUCAAAAGAGCUAGAAGACUAGAAAAAGCUCUGAAGAAUGAUAAGGAAGGUAAAACGCUCAGUCAGCAGCAUCCUGAGUUAAAUAAAGAGCAAGCAGGCCUGCCUGGGACCUCUAUAGUUGAAAAAGGACAUGAGGGAGAAAAUGUAGCCUUCAACUGUUCCUCUGUUGGUUCAGAUGAAGUUACACCUGAACUACAAAUGAUAGGAUAUUGGCCUGUUUCAGGCUCAUUAGAACAGAGACAACAAAGGUCAAGGAGAAUGAGAAAGACAAAUCAGUCUGAUGACAGUGGAAAUACUGAAGGUGACAUUAAUAGAAAUGCUCUUGAGACUGUAGAUGUGCUUCGUGGGACACCUGCAAACACUGCAGAGCAACCCAAUACAAAGAGUUUGCAUGUGCACCAACCUGAAACAGCAGAUGAGAAAAAAACCCAGCAAAAUAAGAGAACAAGGAAACAUCCCAAAUUAGCCCUCACUUUUACAAACAACAAUUUGCCCCAUCACAAAGAAGAAGAAGAACACUUGCCUAUGCCUAAUGCAACAGAAGAAGAACAGGAUACAUGCUCAUGUAGGCAGAAAAGUAGCUAUUCACAGACUGAAUCACAAGACUUUGCUCUCCUGUGGAGAUUAGAAAAGAGAAUGCUUUUUCCUGAGACUACCAAAGUAUUGCAUGGCAGGUUUUAUGGCUUCAAACCCAAAGAUGUAGAUAACUCCUCAGAUUGUCAGGAAAAAAUACCCUAUCGAGUUAUGCACGAUAAAAGUACAUUUGUGGAAGAAGAUGAACUUAUCAGUAUUGAUGAGACUGAAAAGCUAAAUAUGCUGUGUAAGCUCUUUGAGUCUGUUUCAUUUGAAGCUCUGAAAGAUCUGUAUGAAAGAUGUAACAAAGACAUAGACUGGGCCACAGGUCUGCUGUUAGACUCUGAUGAAAAGCUGUGCAUAGAUGUUGAUACUGAAUGCUUUCAAGUAAGAGAAACUCAGACAGGUGUCGCAGACCUUGAUUUCAAGGCAACCACAAACUAUGGUGAGAAUGUCAAAGACUGUGAGGAAACACAGCGAAUAAUUGGGACUAGUGAUAUCUCUGAGCCUUCAGAAGACAAGAACUUGUUGCUGAGCAUUGCAGAGAGUAAGACUACCAAGGCAACUGUAUCUGGCUUGUUGACUGCUGCCUCCUUGAAUGAUUCAGCAGACAUGACCAGUUCUGGAGAUGCAGUCCCUAGGACUGAAGUGGGCAGCUCAGCAGCAGGUGUCAUUGAGGCAACUGUUUCAGGAAAGCAGAAGACAGAGUCUGAGAGUCCUGUUGAGGAAACUGUAAACAAGCAGCCAGUCUCUCAACUUGAUGCAGGUUUCUGUACAUCCAUGACUUUGCCUCAUGGUCCUAACACGACUUCUACCAGUUUGAAAUUUGAAUUAAAUAAAGAAAGUGACAGUAACCCUUCAGAAAGCAAUGCAGAGAAUUCCAAAGUGACUGCAUCGUUACUGGAAAUAGGUCAUGCACCUCUGGGCAGUCCUAGGAAUGAUGAAGAACUAGAGAUGGGUAAAGAAACCCAUAGGAGUUCCCAUGAGAUAUAUGGUAAAGAAGAAGUUGAAACUCCAAGCUGGGAUGAAGCUAAAGCCAAGACACAAAGCCCUGUACCAGCAUCACGUACAGCCUUCAGUAUAGAUUGCCUAGAGCUAACGUUACCUCCUGAACUGGCUCUUCAGUUGAAAGAAAUAUUUGGGCCUGUUGGCAUUGAUGCAGGAUCAUUAACUGUUGAGGACUGUGUCGUUCAUAUUGAUCUGAAUUUGGCAAAAGUGAUUCAUGAAAAAUGGAAAGAAUCUAUUCUGAAACGUCAGAGGAGAGAUGAAUCAUGUAAGCUGUCUGCAGAAGGUCCUACUGUGAUUCAACAGAUGGAUACAGAUGACUCAGAAAUGCUGUUAUCUCAGAAUGCAGACAAUAAAAUACAGAAGAAAAAAAUGAGCUGGGCUUCAGACUCAUCUAAUGGUAUACAGACUGAAAAAACUGCAGCAUCAGAUGUUUUUCCUUUUAUGGAUCACUGGAAUGCUCAGAUUCAGAAAGUUUCUCUCAGACAAAUAAUUUCCGAAGAAAUAGCUAUGCAGGAGAAGCAGGACCUGAAUCGUGUUCCUUCUAUGGCUAGAAAAGACUGUGCUGCGAAGCUAAAGGAGAAGCAACUUUUUGAGAUGUUUCCAACUAUUAAUCAAAAUUUCUUAAUGGAUGUCUUCAAGGACAACAACUACUCUUUAGAACAAACUGAACAGUUUCUGAACUGUGUUCUGGAGGCAGAUCCUGUAAAAACAGUUAUAGCUAAAGAUAGUGUUCAGCAAAAUGAAAUUGUCUCUUCCUACAGUGCUGCAAAGAGCCGGGAGAAGAAGGUGAAAAAAAAUAAGGAAGAGGAUGAUCCUUUGAGUGAAAUAUUUCAAGAUCUUGAGUAUCCAAAAUAUGCUGAUUUAAGAGCAGAAGCUUUUUGUCACCAACAGCAGAGAAAGGAAUGUUUGAAAAAGGCUGGGGAAGCCUAUCGCAUGGGUAUGAAGCCUGUGGCAGCAUUUUAUGCACAUCAGGGUCGCCUUCACGAGCAGAAGAUGAAAGAAGCCAACCACGCUGCUGCUGUGCAAAUCUUUGAGAAAGUAAAUACUUCCUUGCUGCCUAUGAAUGUGUUGGAUCUGCAUGGUCUCCACGUGGAUGAAGCUGUGAAUCAGUUGUCCAGAGUGCUGCAGGAAAAAAGUGAAGAGUACCAGCAGACUGGUGGUAAACCAUAUCUCUGUGUUAUCACGGGAAGAGGAAGCCAUAGUCAGGGAGGAGUUGCUCGCAUCAGACCAGCAGCUAUCAGAUACCUCACAAGCCACAACUUCAGGUUCACAGAAAUAAAACCAGGCUGCCUGAAAGUCAUGCUGAAUUGAAGAGCUGUCGAGAAGAGAAGAGGAAUAUAGAAACUGAAGUGUCAGAUUACAGCUAUGAACUUUCUGAACAACUGCAAUAGUAUUUUUUAAUCUAUUUCAAAGGACGAUAUUUUAUUUAAAAUGGUCUCAAUUUGCGGCAAGUGGUUUUGUCAGUAUGUUUCGAGGAAAAUUUUUGUGUGGAAUGGAUCCUUUUUUGAACCUGAAAAAAAAGAAGACACUUUGAGGAUGUCAAUCUCAGAAAUGCAGAUUAAGAAUUCUGCUGAGCGGUAUAUGAUGUUUUAAAGGGAAUUUAAGGUACAAUUUUUGAAUAUAACUUGCCUUCACAGCAUACCCAGUCUAUGUCUUUGACUUUCAGCUGUUUUAAUUGCUGUGGAUUCUGUGCUUUUAAAACAUAAUGUUAUUUUGUUACUCAGAAUUUUGUGCUAAACCCUUCAGAAGAGCAUAGGGGAGCAUCACUUGUUAACUGCUGAUAUUUCAAAUCCAUUUCCAGCUGAGUGCUGAAUAUUUCCAGGUUUCUUCAAAAGUCUAAUGUUGUCUCUUUUGGGUGAUUAUUUUGUGAUGGGCUUGACAGGUUUUAUUGUCCUUAUUCCUUUCUAAACUUCUCCUGAUAUUGAUGGAAGUUGUGUAUAAAGGGCUGUACGUUAAGACUUAACUGUGGUUUUAAUAAUUUUGCAAAUUUACUGUGACCUAUUAAAGGGAAAAUUACUGUACUGUAGUUCAGCCUCUACAUACACAUAGGUAAUGUUGUAAUUUUGCAGAAAAUACCCUUUUUUUAACCAUUUUACUGGAUUAAAAGUGUUUCUUCCUUAACGACUUUAUAAAUAACACGAAUUGAGUACCACUUCACUUUCCAGGGGUGUUGCAUUUGAUAAUUUCCUUAUAGAAAAUAGGAUUGUCUGGGAGAUAUUUCCAAUGUAUUUUUCACAUCAAAGUGAAUACUAAUACUGCAGUAAUAACUGCCUAACUGAAAAAUCUGGGAGUACAAAAGCUAUUCUGUUGUUUUGGUGUUGCAUCAGCAUCUAGCAAUACCUGUAUAAAAAAAAAACCCAAAACAACAAAGAAAGCACCUCAAACAAAAGUCCCCCAAAUGAAAUCUAAACAUCUGUACUUUGGCAAGUGUUUCCAGUAAGCAAUCAGAACUGUUGUUUUAAUAUAAAUAUCUUUUAGAAUGCAUUACAACUUUUAAUUACCACUUUGCCUUUUGAUGAAUAUUUUUAUUACAAACCAUUUAAUUUUUCAGACUUUUUCAGAACAGGUAUGAGUUGUGUGUUAGGAAUAAUAGUAGUAGUUUAAGGAUUGACGUGAGGGGUUUUUUUGUUUUUAAACCACUUUUGUGGUAAAUUUUUAUCCAGGAACUACAGACACAUAGAAUUUGUAUAUGAACCCAUAUGGAUGUGCAAGUUCUGACAUUUGUAUGCAUGGGUAGUAAUAAGUAAUAAGGAAGGAACUUCUGUGAGGAAAGCUGUGCACAGGAAUAGGUAUCACUUGAAAAUCUGUCUGUAUGAGUUUCUGACAAACUGAAAGACGUGAUGUUUCCUGAAUACCCACAUUUACUGUAAUAUGUCCACAGUGAAUGCAGUGUACAGUAGACUUAAGAAUGACUUUGUCGUGCUUCAACAGACACAAUAAUCAUGGUAAUUUCAAAUGGAAGAAUAGCUUGGAUAAUAUUUAAUCAAAGGGGCUCUUACUGGAAUAACAGACUGUCAUAAUAGGUUUUAUAUUUUUUGUGAGUACUUAUUUCUUCUGAAUUGCGUCACUUCUCCUUUUCUUUCUCUCUGGGCUGCUCUGAUAACCAGUAGGUGAAACACAAAACAUCUGUACUCCCCAGACAGUGCUAGUGGAGCUGUUUCUGUCACUGCACCAUGUCCUGUGAGGUGAGGCCCCUGCUCCGUCCUCUGUGACGGUGCCUAAAAUGGACCGAGAUGUCAUUUAGACACUUGGACGUGAGACAGCUGUUCAGACUCUCACCUAUGCAUUGUUGCAUGUGCUAGAACUACCUAAGUGGAGUGAGGAUCUUUCUUUGGGACUAAGGAACUUCCUUCUGCUCCUGAAGACAUUUUCCUUAGUGCCAUUGUUAAUAAUGAAUGGAAGUGCAGGCUGCCUGAGACAGCUUUUUAAGUGCAAGUCGCUGUUGGUUGUCCUGAAUAGCUGAGUUGCUCAGCAAAGGUCCGGGUGCAUGCUCAUCUGUUGUGUGUUGAGCUGCUGGGUGCCCAAGGCUCACAGAAAUGUGUUGUAACCAGGGAAGAGCCAACACUUGUGGUUGUUUUGGGAGGGGGCCUGAUUCACACCAUUCCUGACAUGGACAAAGACAGCUUAGAUUUCAGUUCAAAAAGUGAGCAGAAAAAGUUGUCUUGCCCAUCUGUUCAUUGUAAUCUAGUUGUUGACAAGUUUAGCCUGGAGUUGAGAAACACAACUUUUUACCUUUUUCUGGCCGAGCGAAGGGGACAGCAAUUGCAUUUAACUCUCACUUCCCCAGAAAUGCUCUAAUCAGCAUGGUCAGGAGCAUUCUUGAAGCUGCCACUUCUUGAACCUUUUUUGAAAUCGCCACUGCAAGCUAAAAACACCCAAUCAAGGGGACAAAAGAGAUUGAAGAAUUUAAAAGUGCAUAAACAGUCUCUGUAACAGCACUAGGACUUUUCAGAGCAGAAGCCAUUCUCACUGUGCUCCCGUGUCCCUCUAAUAUUAUUUUUUUGUCUUUUGAGUAAAAAGUCCUAUUUGGAUAAAUGCAUUAAAAAAAAAUGUUUAGGGCAAUGCCUCGUUUCCACUCCUUCCUAGGACAAUUUGUUUUUUCCAGUUUGUGAAAGUCAGCAGAGGAGUACAUAGCUUAAGAGAAAUUUGGAGUAUUUCUCUUUCUUCCUGUCUCCAUUGCCCCUUUGGGUACGGGGUGAGGUUCACUAAGGUACUCUGAGUACCCCUAUCUGGUUAUAGGUUGAUCACUUGCCUAGUAUAAAUUAUUUGAUUACGGACUGAACUGUGACAGAAUAUGAUUUAAAAUGCAGAACACAUGCAGAACCAGUCUUGCCUCUAUUGAAGCUGAUGUCAGAGACUCCAUCAGCUUCAACAACUUGAGAUGAGGCAUUGCAGGUCGAACUUGGAGAAAAUAUCAUGAGCUCCAGCCUUUUUCUUCUCUGUAGGAGCUCAAGCAUGUGUUAAAAGCUCUGCUGGAUGCAAAAUGGGGCAGACAAUUAGUGCACAGGGAGAAAGAAAACAGGGUUUUAUUAGUAAGGAUCUCCAUGCCUUUAGCUACUUGCCAAACUGUCCAGAAGAAAAACACCACUGGACUUCGACUGUUUUUGUAGUGUCUAUCAAAUAUAGUUGUUUCAAAGUGGUAUUUCAAAAUAGGUUACAUUUUAGAACUUAAAGCUUCUCUGAUGUCUUUUGCAGUUACAUCAUUAAGAGUCCUGAAGUAUGAUGUAAGUUCUGCAUCGUCUUACACUUUUAAUUCAAGUAGCACUUAGCAGUAUUGCCACCAGCACUCUGAAGUAACCUGUGACUGCUGAAAUACCUAUUUAGUGUACCACUUUUUACCUAACUCUUCAACAGCAUGUGAUUGUGAUGACUGAUGGCUUUUAAUAUGUGACCAUUGGUUUCUUUUUUACAAAAAUACUUAAACAUUUAUCCCAGGUUUUAAUUGAGGAAAAUAAUGUUUUUUUUAAUAAAAAAGAAUAACACUUGUCCUAGCAUCGAAGAGUGACCUUACAGUAAGGAGGAAGAAAGAGUCCCAGAGGUGCAAUGAAGGUCAUUCUACUAAGCAAUGUUAAGUGUUUAAAAAUACAUUUCCAUUGAUUGUGAAAGUACUGGGACAAAAGUGAUUGUAAAAAAAAAUUUAAGAUACCUUGAUAAUACAUUGAUGACUUUGCCUUUUGCUUUUAAUAGUAUGUGGUACAAUUUUAUUUGAACAGUGUUUUUAUAGGCCUCUCGGUGGACACGUCAGGCAAAGUUGAACUGGCAUUUUUUUGUGACUGUUGGAUGUCCAAGUCGCAAUGGUCCCCCUGUUUGAACAAUGUCCAAAUGCUCUGGUUAUAAUGUACAACAUCUCACUAGAACUAGAGCACCUGGAGCAUCACUUACUGCUCUGAAUCCAUACAGUGUCAGGGAAGGUCUUUACAUGCUUAGCAAACCUACUUGUUCUUGAAGGUUUUACUCGAGGAAGUAAAAUGUAACCAGUUUGUUGUUUAUUCUUGCCACAGCACGUUGUGGUUAGGCAGGAAAAUGUCAUUGUUUGUAAUGGCAAUGGAGAAUCAUCAUAAAUGUGACAGGAGAAAUUAUACAUGGACUGUAUGUUACUUGUGUCUUCAAAAGCAGUUCACACUUCCUGAAUAACGUUGCCCUCUUGGCGGAGCUGAGGAGGUGCUGGAAUACGAACGCUGCUCUUUGACUUACCACAAUUCCUAAGGAGCAUCUUCUCUUUAAAACAACAAACACAGAAAACACAACCAAAACUCGAUUGUUCACAUAAACUGUGCAGAGGAUGGAAUGACUUACAUGUGAAUGUGCUUGUGAAAAGACCUAGUAUUGCAGCUUCCAGUUGUAAAAGCUGUUAGGACCAGUGCAUUGGAAGAUAUCAUUGUCUAUUUUUAAAGUAAUACAUGAUUUUUUAAUUUGUAUAAAGCUGUACUUUUGCUGUUAACUCUUUCAUUUUUUACUGAAAAUACAAUUUUGUAAUUUGCAUCUAGAAUUUCUAAUGUGAAAAGGAAUUUACAGAAUCUAGUUUAA